CAGGGGAAAUGUGAACUGUCAGAACGAGUUUUUUUCUCUCAUCAGUCAUCGUUAAAAGUCAUUCGCAAAAGUAGGGAAAAAAUUGAACAAAAUUUAGAAUAAAAUCGAUCUCUGGAGACGAAAAAAUGUCGGCGAUUCGAUUAUUCUCGGUGGCUCGAAGUGGAUUGAGUUUCGUAAAGCCACAAUUUGCCAUUGCAUCUAGAGGAUACGUUACUGAAACAGGUCUAUCAAAGCCGAGCGACAAUCAAGAAUUGGCAGAUCCACGACGAACCGAUGAGGGUUACAUCUACGUAAACAAUGUCGAAACUGACAUGAGCUAUGAGGCUUUGACCGAACGUGCGAGUUCAACCAUCUUUAUGACAGAGCUUAUUCGUGGUAUGGGCGUUGCAUUAGGCCAUUUCUUCAAAGAACCAGCAACAAUCAAUUAUCCAUUCGAAAAGGGUCCAUUGAGCCCACGGUUCCGCGGUGAACAUGCACUUCGAAGAUAUCCCAGCGGUGAAGAACGUUGUAUCGCCUGUAAAUUAUGUGAAGCUAUUUGUCCAGCUCAAGCCAUAACCAUUGAAGCUGAAGAACGAUCUGAUGGCAGCCGAAGAACCACAAGAUACGAUAUUGAUAUGACAAAAUGUAUUUACUGCGGAUUUUGUCAGGAAGCUUGUCCCGUUGAUGCUAUCGUUGAAGGACCCAACUUCGAAUUUUCAACAGAAACCCACGAAGAGUUGCUAUACAAUAAAGAAAAAUUGCUUUGCAAUGGAGAUAAAUGGGAAUCAGAAAUUGCUGCUAAUAUCUAUGCCGAUCAUUUGUACCGCUAAAAAGGGACGGAAAUGUGAAAAACCUCUAUUCUGAGACGGUGAAAAUCAAUAAAUUCUAGAAUUGUUUGAAAAAAAGAAAAAGCGAUUUUCGUGCACAA
Sitodiplosis mosellana (orange wheat blossom midge) is the source of this 907-nucleotide messenger RNA. It is a transcript of the gene ND-23, whose product is annotated as NADH-ubiquinone oxidoreductase subunit 8. The coding region runs from base 126 to 809 and encodes 227 amino acids. Gene Ontology annotation, cellular component: membrane. Lineage: Eukaryota; Metazoa; Arthropoda; Insecta; Diptera; Cecidomyiidae. Gene Ontology annotation, biological process: mitochondrial electron transport, NADH to ubiquinone; mitochondrial respiratory chain complex I assembly. Gene Ontology annotation, molecular function: 4 iron, 4 sulfur cluster binding; NADH dehydrogenase activity. The record is from RefSeq and is a predicted model, not a curated record. The transcript is spliced from 3 exons.